AGAUUUCUGGUUUAUACUAUAUUGAAUGUAAUAUAUAAAAAAUGGCUGUUCGUCUACUCUAUUCAAGGAUUUUUUCAAGAAAGAUUUCUCCAAAUAUUUUAAGAUCAUUGUCAUCUCUUUCUAUAUGUGCUGAUGGAUCGUUAAAGAGUCCAUAUCCAGAUAUUGAAAUUAAAAAGCUUAGUUUCCCAGAUGCUUCCUUUUCGGCUUUGGAAAAAUUUGGGCCAAAGGUUGCUUUAAUUGAUGUUGAAUCACAAAGAGAGGUAACCUAUUCGAAUCUUCUGGACCAGACUGUAAAAGUAAUUAGCUCCUUAAAGAAACUUGGACUAGAAAAGGAUGAUAUCGUUACAAUAUGCUCAACAAAUAACUUAGAAUAUUUUACAAUAUUUUUGGCAAUAGUUUCAAUAGGAGCCAUUCCAAGUACGGUUAAUCCAGCUUAUCAACAGGAAGAUUUACAGAGAACUUGUGAAGUUACAAAUUCAAAAUUCCUGAUAGUAUCGAGCCAACUAGCUAAUAUUGCUAAGAAUGUUAAAUCCGAACACUUAAAAGCUGUAAUGACCCUUGACCAGCCAGUUGAUGGAUGUUUAUCAUUUCAACAAUUAUUAGACGAUGAUGGUUCAGCAUUCAGCGAUAAUUGGAAUUUUAAAGUUGAAGAGGAUACUCUAGUUUUACCAUUUUCCAGCGGAACAACCGGUUUACCUAAAGGUGUAAUGCUAACUCAUUACAAUGUCUACUCAAAUAUAAGACAAACAUUCAACGAACACACAAAAAUUGACUUUUUCAAUAAGAAAAUAUUAGGAGUCUUACCUUUCUUUCAUAUUUAUGGACAAGUUGUUAUACUUUUGGGAACGAUUUUUCAAGGAGGAACCAUUUUAGUUCAUUCUAAAUUUGAACCCCAACAGUUUUUGAAAAGUUUAAAUGAUUAUAGACCGGAAAUUCUUCCACUCGUGCCACCGUUAGUCCUAUUUAUGGCCCAUCACGCUAAAAACGCUUGUCCUGAAUUUUCAGCCUAUUGCGAGAUGGUUCUAUGCGGAGCAGCACCAUUGAGUAAAGGUUUAAGUAACAAGUUUUGUUCAGAAUUGAAUUUCAAUAGAUUACUUGGGGCUUAUGGUUUGACCGAGACAAGCCCAGUAACGCACGUUAAUCCUUACGAUGCUCCCCGUGCAGAUACUGUUGGCUUUACAUUACCGAAUGGUUACACCAAACUUGUUGAUCCAGAAACUGGCAAAACUGUUUCCGAACCGAAUGUCGAAGGUGAAAUAUGUAUCAAAGGCCCUCAUGUAAUGAAGGGCUACUAUAAAAAUCAGAAAGCCACCGAUGAAAUGAUUAAAGGAGAAUGGCUACAUUCAGGAGAUAUUGGACAAUUUCAUACAGAUGGUCAUUUUAGCGUAACCGACCGUAUAAAAGAACUUAUAAAGUAUAAGGGAUAUCAGGUAGCACCGGCGGAAUUGGAAGGCAUUCUCCUAACGAAUGAGUUUGUAGCUGACGCAGCCGUCAUUGGAAAACCAGAUGAGGAGGCAGGUGAACUACCUACAGCUUUUGUUUUAUUAAAACAAGGUUCUGAAACAACCGAAGAAGAUUUAUUACAAUACGUGGCCGAGAGAGUCGCACGUCAAAAGAAACUUAGAGGUGGAAUCAAGUUUGUCAAAGAAAUUCCAAAAGCACCAAGUGAUAUCAACUGUAUUGGCUAUUCGUUAAAUGGAGAGAAUGAAACUUACAAUUGUCCGGAUAUUACAACCUCUGAUAGAGGUAAUCUUUUUAAAUGUUUCGUUGAAAACGAAAAUGAAAAAACUCCAAAAUUGUCAUGGUAUAAAAGAGGCGAUUUAAUAAAGAAGAUAACAGCCAAUAAAUCUUGCAUACUUGAUGAAGACUAUACAUUAACAACUAAUUAUUCAUGUAUUGUUGAAUGGGCUAAUGGGAAAACCCAACGUUUUGAUAUAAAAGGAAUUGACAUUAAUAUACCAAUUGGUUGGUGGACUAAACAUAUAAAACCCCCUAUGAAUGUUCUGCAAAAACUUUGCAUUAGAUCAGACCAAAAAAAUAGUGUCACUCUUAGAGGGGACGUUGAAAGUGCUCUUAAAGGUGAUCCAGCUGAAGACUUUUCCUGGAUAUUAGCCGAAGCUCCUGGUAAAACCAGAUUAUUAACCUAUAAUGACAUAAUAUUCUCAAAUCAAUCUUCCAAAUAUGCAAUAGAUAAGUUUUAUAACUUGGUUAUAAAAGAUGUUGAACCAUAUGACGCAACGAAAUAUAUAUUUGAUUUUAGACCAGUUUCACAAUCAUUAUCAGCAUUUUUUGGUGUUGUUGAAUCGGAUCUUCUCUGCAACGGCCUCAGACGCAAUUCUGUAUAUAAUUCUUUCAGAUGCCCUAACCUUUCGGUACCAGAUAAUAAAGAUGCUAUUAUCUCUUGUACGCUUAAAUAUACCUUUCUCUAUAAACCAGUAUUUUCAUGGAAGAAAAAUGGUGAAAAUUUAAACACAGUUGAGCAUUUGCACGAAGGUGAAGGACUACUUACAUCUUGUAUUUUAGCUGAAAAUUUAAAAGAUGAAGAUGAGUAUGAAUGCUCGGUUGAAUGGGGGCCUCCUACAGAGACUCCUCAAUCAAGUCCGUUUUGCCAACCAACACAAUUCUACUGCGUAGAAGCUCCAAAUUCACCAGGCUAUAAAGAUGUUUGCAAAAUCAAAGGCAGUCAAGUAACAACCAAUGAACGACAACACUCCACUAUCUUUUCAAAAUUGGAAAAUGUAUUAGCAAAACCGGGUGAUAAUAUUGUUCUAAAAUGCGAAACCGGAUCUAACAAUUCUCCGAAUAAAUGGUAUUUCUAUGGCAAUGGAACGAGUGUUCAAAUUUCAAGUAGUUCUGAUAUAUUGAAUGAAUAUAAAGAUAAAUAUGAUAUUGAAGGAAAUUUCAACUUGAAAAUAAAAUACAUGACUCCUUCUGAAAGUGGAAGAUACGAAUGUGUAUGGAACGUUGAUGACUGUACACCUAGAGGAUUACAUGUUUAUCUUGGCUUAGCCGAUCAAUCUUUAUCUGAUUCAACUCUUGUGAAAACUCAGUCUUCAACUGUUGUCAUUGAAUUUAUGAAAGAGUCAUAUGAUGAUAAGGUAACAACGGAAUUGAAAGGUUUUUUAAGUUGCCAACUGAAGUAUAAAUAUCUAUGGCAACCAAUGAUUAAAUGGUAUGAAGAUGACGUUCUUAUAGAUAUUGAUUCGGUCACGGCUAAGACAGAUGACUCAAAUGAAGGCUAUAGAUCUUGUAUACUUGUAAAUUAUAACAUUAGCAAGACGUAUAGAUGCGAUAUAGGAUGGGAAGAACCUCCUCUCAACUUAAUAUGUAAUAGUACAUUCAAUCCUGAUGAUAGUUGUGUAGAUGCAAAUAACUCUCCUAACUACGCACAAGCAAUAAUCUUGAACAUAUCAAAUACCAAUAAUAUUUCAAUAGUAACCGAGGAUGAUAUUGACAAGCUUUUAGAGAGUUGUAAAGUAGUGCCUCAAAAUUGGACGUAUCCCCCAAUCAUUAUUGAACAGAUUGAAAAAAAUGAUAAUAAAGCAUUAAUUAUUGGUUUAACUGUAGCAGCUGGACUUAUAGUAAUAAUAUUGAUAAUAUUAAUAGUAAUUGCCUGCUGUAGGGAAAAGGAUAAUCGAAAGAUAGCUACAGCCGAAUCUAAUAAAAUUGAUAAAAUAUCUGAUGGUCCAGAGAAAUUAUUCAUAAUACAAAGACCAGCGUCGAACAAUAUUUACAAUUCUCACCGUAAUUGCACCUCUACAGAAAAUAUAAUUAAAUUUGAAGAUGUUGAAAUUGGGAUGCAUGUUUCCUAG
Dimorphilus gyrociliatus is the source of this 3812-nucleotide messenger RNA. The record is from the annotation of a GenBank genome assembly. NCBI's taxonomy places the organism in Eukaryota, Metazoa, Annelida, Polychaeta, Dinophilidae.